UGAUGUAACUAAGGUCCUCCUCCCUGUUCUCAUGACAACCAGAUGGCUGUUCCUGCCCUGUGUACAUCGCUGUGAUUGAGUGGAGCCCCACAAUGGAAGGAAAGCGGGCACCGCCACGUGCCCUUCCGCCAAUGCCAAGCACAUUUCAGGAUGAAAUUCCCAUUGGUCGCCAAAAAAAGAAAAAGUCAAAGACAAGCAGUACACUGGACGAGGUUGUACAAGACACCGAUUUAAGGCCUUCUGAAAGCAGAGAACCUCUUACACCUGAAAGGCGAAGGAAGAAAAAGAAGAAACUGAUAGAUGCUGAAACUUCAUUUACCAAUCAAACUCUCAAUAGCUCACCAAUUGUGGAGAAUGGCAAUGGCACAGAUUACCCGCUUUCAGAGGAGGGGGCUGUUCGUAAACCUCGCCGGAGAGCAAAAAAAACACGACCGGCGGAGCAGGGAUAUCCUAAUGAUAUGGGUGUAGAAGAUGAAGAUAUCAUUGCUGACGGUCAAUCAAAAAUCCCAGAACACCAUCCUGCAUUCAUUGUACCCUCACUGACAAGCCAACCUGUGGGCAAACUUUUUGUGGAAAAGAAUAGAAAAUUUCUUGCUGCUGACAGAACUGGUAUUGUUAAAACCACAGAACAAGUUGACGAUUUUUUGGAUGUUAAGCCAACAUGGACCAGCAUGGACGUUUCUCUUACUGUACAUCGUACCUUCAGGGUGAUUGGACUUUUCUGCAGUGGGUUCCUUGCUGGUUACACAUUAUGGAAUAUUGUUUUCAUCUAUGUACUUGCUGGUAGCCAGCUAACUACUCUUCCCAAGCUUCUGGAAAUCUACAAAGACUUGGCAUAUCCAUCCCAGAGCUUGCUGUAUUGUUUGUUGGCCAUCAGCGCAGUUUCUGCCUUUGACAGGAUUGAUCUGGCCAGUAUAUCAAAUGCAUUCCGUGGUCUUAUUGCAUUGGAUCCUUCAGCUGUGGCAUCAUUCUUAUACGUUGUAGCUCUGUUUUUUUCUUUGAGUCAACAAAUGACAAGUGAUCGGAUAAACUUUUACACGCCUCCAACACAGAAUGGCAGCUUGUGGCAAUUGGCUACAGAAGUGCAGAUCCUUCAGCCAUGGAUUGUGAUGAAUCUGGUCGUAACUCUGCUAGUUGGACUUGCCUGGUUGUUUCUGUCUUGCCGCCCAGACCUAGAUCACAGUGAAGAAUCUAUUUUUGUACCAGAAGAGGAAGAUUACCCAGACAUUGAAAAGGGAAUAAAAAUUCAAGCAUGAACAAUAUUUCUACACUACACAGAUGCCUUUCAUAUUUUAUAUAUGCCUUUGUACACCUAUUUUAUAAAUAUUUUUGGUAUUUUUAUACACUUGGAAAAAAAUAAAUUAUUUUUAAAAAAUUUGCAUUGAAAUGGUAAUCUGAAAUCAUGUUUUCAUCAAUGACUUACCGUAAUAUGCAAUAAAGUAUUUACAUUA
Rana temporaria (common frog) is the source of this 1451-nucleotide messenger RNA. RefSeq names its product transmembrane protein 237 (gene TMEM237). Lineage: Eukaryota; Metazoa; Chordata; Amphibia; Anura; Ranidae. The record is from RefSeq and is a predicted model, not a curated record. The coding region runs from base 93 to 1256 and encodes 387 amino acids. Gene Ontology annotation, biological process: cilium assembly. The transcript has 13 exons. Gene Ontology annotation, cellular component: ciliary transition zone.